AUGCAUACGGCUUUUACCAACGGCGGAUUUCGUGCCUCUCCUCGUGAUGUGUGGGAGAAGCGCAUCUCUGAGCUCAUCGACCAGGCGCAACAGCACCAAUCGCCUUACACAGAGACCUUCGGACCCCAUACUAUCAUGAUCCACCCUUCUGUCUACUCACCCAAGUACUUUCCCGAGACCUGGUGGUACGCGCAGCACCUUCCCCCCAUCAUCAAUAAGGGAAGCUUUCUGGAAGUUGGCGUCGGGUCGGGCCUCACAUCACUCUCUGUCGCUGCGGCUGGAUCCCAAGUAUUUGGGGUAGACAUCAACCCUGAAGCCGUCAACGUCACACAAAGCAACUUUGAAAUCAACCAUCAAAAGGGCACAUUUGUCGUCAGCAAUAUCUACCAGAACGUCAAGGGCAAGUUUGACUUCAUCUAUUGGAACCAUCCAUGGCAGCAUGAUUCGAACAUCCCACUGCAACUGAAAUCGGAGAAAACACUGGACUCUGAGUAUCAGCUGUUGCGAAGGUUUGUCGGCGAGGCGGACGGGUAUCUGACAGACAACGGCGUUAUUCUCCUUGGCACAAGUGCAUAUGCAAACCACGUGGCAAUCGUUCAGAUCGCCCGGCAGAAUGGGUACUCGUGCCAGGAGUUAGUCAGGGGAAAUGAAUCCAUUGGAAAGGGAGUUUUUGAAGAAUAUUACAUUCUCGAGCUGAAGAGGCAAUGA
This is a messenger RNA of Colletotrichum chrysophilum, 708 nucleotides long. RefSeq lists its product as uncharacterized. Gene Ontology annotation, molecular function: S-adenosylmethionine-dependent methyltransferase activity; protein methyltransferase activity. The record is from RefSeq and is a predicted model, not a curated record. Gene Ontology annotation, cellular component: eRF1 methyltransferase complex. NCBI's taxonomy places the organism in Eukaryota, Fungi, Ascomycota, Sordariomycetes, Glomerellales, Glomerellaceae. The transcript has a single exon. Bases 1 to 708 code for a protein of 235 amino acids.